Chenopodium quinoa (quinoa) is the source of this 1656-nucleotide messenger RNA. RefSeq names its product protein DETOXIFICATION 29-like. The record is from RefSeq and is a predicted model, not a curated record. Gene Ontology annotation, cellular component: vacuolar membrane. Gene Ontology annotation, biological process: xenobiotic detoxification by transmembrane export across the plasma membrane. Gene Ontology annotation, molecular function: xenobiotic transmembrane transporter activity; antiporter activity. NCBI's taxonomy places the organism in Eukaryota, Viridiplantae, Streptophyta, Magnoliopsida, Caryophyllales, Amaranthaceae.
AACAUUGAGACAUAAAUCGGGCUUAUGGAAUUCGGGCCACACUAACCCAACAAGGCAACAAGUACAAAUCUAAGGCUAGUAAGAAAUUUCGUUUUCUAACAUAGCUUAUCUAAACUUGUUACUCUUUUAACGUAAGAUAAAAUGUUGCCUACCAUAAAUCUUUUAAUUGCAAAGUUUUUUCGAUUUUGUAUUGCUUCCUUAAUCAUCAUUUCAACUCUUCAUCGUUAUAAUUGUAUUAUAGUCCGUUAUUAUUAUUUGUGUGAUUGUUUUCAUUAUACUUGGUAUUAGUGUUGCAACAAUAAAAUGAAGUUGGGGAUGGGAAGUGCGUUGGAGACAUUAUGUGGGCAAGCAUUUGGGGCAAAACAGCUGAACAUGCUUGGAGUUUACUUGCAAAGGUCUUGGGUGAUCCUCUUCACUACAGCCCUCACACUCAGCCCCCUCUACAUCUUUGCCACCCCGCUUUGGCUCCUCAUCGGAGAAACUCCUGCUAUUUCAAAGGCUGCAGGUAAGGUAGCAACAUGGAUGAUCCCACAGCUAUUUGCAUACGCGACAGUAUUCCUAAAGUUCCUACAAGCACAACGUAAGGUGAUGACCAUGGUGGUGAUCACAGGUGUAGCCUUGCUCCUACAUUCCUUUUUCUCCUGGCUGCUUGUAAUAAAGCUUGGGUGGGGCCUCCCUGCUGGGGCCGCGGUGUUAGACACUUCGUGGUGGUUCAUAGUCUUGGCCGAGCUUGCGUACAUUUUCAGUGGGAGAUGUGGAGAGGCUUGGAGUGGUUUUUCAUGGAAGGCUUAUGAUUUAUGGGGCUUUGUUAGGUUGUCUGUUGCCUCUGCAGUGAUGUUAUGCUUAGCGUGGUAUUUUAUGGCUCUAAUUCUGUUCGCUGGGUAUUUAGAGAAUGCAGAGGUUUCAGUGGGUGCUUUAUCUGUAUGCAUGAACAUACUAGGGUGGACAAUGAUGGUGGCUUUGGGAUUCAAUGCAGCCGUAAGUGUAAGGGUAUCAAAUGAACUCGGAGCAGCACGUCCCAGAAUGGCAAAGUUCUCAGUUUUGGUUUCCGUAUUAACAACAUUCCUGCUCGGUUUGAUCAUGGCGACAGGGCUAAUUAUAUUUAGAAAAGAAUAUCCAGCAGUAUUUUCCAGCAGUAAUGAGGUACAAGAGCUUGUGGCUGAGCUAACCCCAAUUCUCGCAAUUAGUAUCAUUAUCAACAAUUUUCAGCCUGUUCUCUCAGGUGUGGCAAUUGGAGCAGGAUGGCAAGCUUUGGUUGCAUACAUUAACAUUGCAUGUUACUACAUAUUAGGGAUUCCUUUGGACCUCAUAUUGGGAUAUGUGGUUGGUUUAGGUGUCAAGGGGAUAUGGCUUGGGAUGCUUGCCGGUACAUGUGCGCAGACAAUUAUCCUAUUUUUGAUAGUCUACAAAACCAACUGGGAUAAAGAGGCUUCCAUUGCUGGAGAGAGAAUAAAGAAAAACGCAAGAUGCUGAGAGAUGACAAUUCGAGACUUGAAGAAACUGUUGCAUAGAAAAAGUUAGGGCAUUGUAGGAGGAGAUAAUAGCGUCUUCUCAAGAUCUAACUUGUCAAUUUUGUGAGGCUUUUGCUUGAAAAACUUGUAAGAGAAGAGAAUCAUUUGAUUGAUGGAUGGUAAUCAAGGAAACUAAAUUUAUCAA